CCCGGUAGAGCUAAGCUAAGCUAAGCUGCAGUGCUAACGCUAACAAAAUGGCAGCGUUUCUACAGUGGAGAAAAUUUGUGUUUUUUGAUAAAGAUAUAGUGAAAGAUCCGGUGGAGAAUGGGAAGAACUUUGUGCUUCCUAAUGGAAUAUCAGCCUGUGACUCCGGCAGAGGACACAUCGUCCUGGGAGAUAUGGACGGAAAGAUCUGGACUAUGACGCGCUCCCUGCAGUUGACUUCAUUUCAGGCCUACAAACUGAGAGUAACGCACCUGUACCAGCUGAAGCAGCACAGCAUCCUGGUGUCAGUGGGGCAGGAUGAACAUGGAAUAAACCCUCUGGUGAAGGUCUGGAACCUUGACAAGAGAGACAGUGGGAAUCCUCUCUGCACCAGGAUUUUUCCUGCAAUUCCUGGUAACAAACCCACAGAAGUGUCUUGCCUCAGCGUACACGAAAACCUCAACUUCAUGGCCAUUGGAUUCACAGACGGCAGUGUGGUUUUGACCAAAGGAGACAUCACUCGAGAUCGCCACAGUAAAACUCUUACUCUGCACGAGGGAACCAGUCCGGUCACUGGUCUCGCUUUCCGCCAGGUUGCAAAGGUCACGCAUCUGUUUGUCGCCACUCUGGAGAAAGUGCACUGUUACACCCUAUCCAUCAAAGAGUAUCCUAAAGUAGAGCUGGACACACACGGCUGUGCUCUGCGCUGCUCCUCCCUGACUGAUCCGUCCCAGGACUCCCAGUUCAUCGUGGCUGGCGAUGACUGCGUUUACCUUUACCAGCCCGAUGAAAGAGGACCUUGCUUCGCCUUCGAUGGGCACAAACUGCUGGCUCACUGGCACCGUGGAUAUCUGUUUCUACUUAUCAGGGACACCAAGUCACCUAACAAGCCAGAGUUUGGCAGCAGGGGCAGCUCUCCAUCAGACAAACAGCUUCUGACUAUUUAUGACCUGGACAACAAGUUCAUCGCCUACAGCGCCACUUUUGAGGAUGUCAUCGACGUGGUGGCCGAGUGGGGCUCGUUCUACAUCCUGACCAGAGACGGAAACAUGUUUGUCCUUCAGGAAAAAGACACGCAGACCAAACUGGAGAUGCUUUUUAAGAAGAACUUGUUUGUGAUGGCCAUAAACUUGGCUAAGAGCCAGCACCUGGACAAUGACGGCCUGUCGGAGAUCUUCAGACAGUACGGUGAUCACCUUUACCUGAAGGGAGACCACGACGGCGCCAUCCAGCAGUACAUCCGUACCAUUGGAAAACUGGAGCCGUCAUAUGUCAUCAGGAAAUUCCUGGACGCUCAGAGGAUCCACAACCUCACAGCAUAUCUCCAAGCCCUGCACAGACAGUCUCUGGCCAACGCAGACCACACCACACUGCUGCUUAACUGUUACACCAAGCUGAAGGACAGCUCCAAGCUGGAGGAGUUCAUCAAGAGCAGCGAAAGUGAAGUUCACUUUGACGUUGAGAUCGCCAUCAAGGUUCUUCGACAGGCCGGCUACCACAGCCACGCCGUGUUUUUAGCUGAGAAGCAUAUGCACCAUGAAUGGUACCUGAAGAUCCAGCUGGAAGACCUCAAGAACUAUCAGGAAGGACUGCGGUACAUCGGCCGUCUGCCUUUUGAACAAGCUGAGAGCAACAUGAAGCGCUACGGUAAAACCCUGAUGCAUCAUGUCCCUGAAGGCACCACGCUGCUGCUGAAAGGUUUAUGCACCAACUAUCAACCCAGCGGAGAUGCUGCUGAAAGAGACUCUGUGGAGACGAGUCGGUACAACAAGGCAAACUCUGAGGAAUUUAUCCCCAUUUUUGCCAACAACCCUCGGGAGCUGAAAGCCUUCCUGGAGCACAUGAUUGAGGUGGACCCUCGCUCUCCUCAGGGUGUGUAUGACACACUGCUGGAGCUCCGGUUGCAAGACUGGGCCCACGAACAGGACCCUGAGCGGAAAAACGUCCUGCAGGGAGAAGCUGUAUCGCUGCUGAGGAGCGACAACACUGUGUUCGAUAAAGCUCUGGUCCUCUGCCAAAUGCACAACUUUAAAGAAGGUGUCCUCUACCUGUACGAGAAGGGAAAACUGUAUCAGCAGAUAAUGCAUUACCACAUGCAGAAUGAGGAGUACGGUAAAGUGGUGGAGGCUUGUAAGCGCUACGGGGACCAGGAGGGCUGUCUUUGGGAGCAGGCUCUGGGCUACUUUGCCAGAAAAGAAGAGGACUGUAAGGCCUACAUCAGUGAGGUCCUUCAGCACAUCGACCAGAACAACCUCAUGCCUCCAUUACUAGUGGUGCAGACGCUGGCUCACAACUCGACAGCCACUCUGUCUGUCAUCAAAGACUACCUCAUUAACAAGCUGCAGAGGGAGAGCCAGCAGAUCGAGGACGACGAACGCAAAAUCCGCCAGUACCGUGAGGAAACAGCUCACCUUCGCUCUGAGAUUCAGGAGCUUAAAACAAGUGCCAAGAUAUUCCAGAAGACAAAGUGCAACAUGUGCAACAGCCCCCUGGAGCUGCCGUCGGUUCAUUUCCUGUGCAGCCACUCUUUUCACCAGCACUGCUUUGAAAGUUACGCGGAGAGUGAGGCCGAGUGCCCGACCUGCACUCCAGAGAACCGCAAAGUCAUGGACAUGCUGCGAGCCCAGGACCAGAAACGAGACCUGCACGACCACUUCAACAGACAGUUACGCAGCUCUAAUGAUGGCUUCUCCGUUGUGGCGGACUACUUUGGUCGCGGAGUGUUCAACAAACUGACUCUGGUGACCGACCCGCCUGGGAGCAAAACCGUUGGGAGUCUAGAAGUCAACCUGCAGAGGGAUCUGCUCAUCCACACUAAGAGAAACUGUUAAAAACAUGUCUGAGAUCUACCUAAGCGCCACCUGUCUGUCAGCUUCAGCUCAUAAUCUUCACAACACGAUUAACUAAAGCAGCAGCAACGUUGAAAAUAGAAGCCAGUGUGGAUGUGAGAAAAACUGCAGCCCCCUAAGUGUCCACUAGAGGCAGUCUACAGAGGCACAGAAAGUCACAUGCUCACCUGAGUUCAGAUGUCAGAUAUUGAAGUAGAAAUACACAUUUACAGUCUGGUUUAGGGGUCUUUAAGGGUAUGCACUGCACAAGAUGUGUUUUUAUUUCCAAAGUCAUCAAGGUUUGAAGAAGGAUAACGGUUAUGCAUCAUUAGGGGCAUGGCUGAUGUGCACACCUGUCAGUGUUUUAUAUCCAUUCAUCAGAUCUUAGACCUGCUUUAGCUCCACCUCUGCUUGACUAACCUGGGACUGACUUCACUCAGACUGUGUCCAAUACUUUAAACAGUUGACGGAUUUUCUGUACAGGAUGUAACAGGAUUUUCACGGCGCAUGCAGCUGCCUGCCUUUGUAGCUGUGAGGGAUUUGUUAAUGUUGUAAUGCUCCUGGAAACUGUAUAGAUGUACUAAACGUGUAGCACAAUCUUCUGAAACCUUCCAGAUUUACAGCUUUGAUGUGCUUGCUUUAACCUACUGUGUAAUCUUGGACAAAUUGAAAAUAUGAUCAUUAAAUCAUCAGUAAUUAAUGAAAUGAUUUGAUGUCUGUCACUGAAAUGAUGUGAUGAUGAGAAUCAUCAAUAAAGGCAGAAGGUGCGUCGUCUUCAG
This is a messenger RNA of Cheilinus undulatus (humphead wrasse), 3604 nucleotides long. RefSeq names its product VPS11 core subunit of CORVET and HOPS complexes (gene vps11). The transcript has 16 exons. The record is from RefSeq and is a predicted model, not a curated record. Lineage: Eukaryota; Metazoa; Chordata; Actinopteri; Labriformes; Labridae. Gene Ontology annotation, biological process: vesicle-mediated transport; vacuole organization; intracellular protein transport. The coding region runs from base 48 to 2828 and encodes 926 amino acids. Gene Ontology annotation, cellular component: HOPS complex; endosome. Gene Ontology annotation, molecular function: protein-macromolecule adaptor activity; protein binding.